AUGAAGCUCGCUGCAUUGUCUCUCUUUGCCCUCACCUCCAAUGCCGUCCUUGGCAGUGAUCCUGGUCUGACUGUACGAACAUCGACAGGCACCUACACCGGCCUCAUUGAUCCCAGUUUUCCUAGCACUCGUCAAUGGCGCGCGAUUCCAUUCGCGGAGCCGCCCAUUGCCUCACGCCGCUGGCUGCCGCCGCAGAAACCUUCGUUGUCGCCAAACGAACAUCAUUAUUCAACCAAAUUCCCGCCGUCAUGCCCGCAAUUUGUGACGGUAGUUGAAUCUAUGUGGAGCCUGCCCCUCACCAAGGGUAAUCUGAUCUACAACGGCGCUCAAAAUGACUCGUCGGGUCUGGUAGGCGAGGCGACGUCUGAGGACUGCCUCUACCUGUCGAUCUGGCAGCCAACAGGACCGGCACCCGAAGGGGGAUUCCCUGUUCUCUUCUUCAUGACUGGAGGUGGCUGGAUCAUCGGGGGCAUCGAUCUACCCUGGCAGAUCCCAGCUCCCUGGGUCGAGCGGUCGCAGUCGGCCAUCGUCGUCAGCAUCAACUACCGCCUCAACAUUUUUGGCUUCCCUAAUGCGCGCGGCCUGGCCGGCGGGCAACAGAACCUGGGCAUUGCCGAUCAGCGAGCAGCCCUUGAAUGGACACGUGAUAACAUUGCCGCCUUCGGUGGGAAUCCAGGUCGGAUCAUUCAUUGGGGUCGGUCAGCUGGGUCGAUAAGCGCCGACAUCCAUGCGUAUGCUUAUCAUGAUGACCCCAUCGCUCAAGCCUACUAUCUCGAGUCUGGGACUGCCCCGUUUGGCGUAGGCAAAGAUCUGACGUAUUCCAACUUCAGCUUUGUGGCGCGAAACGUCGGCUGCGCGAACCCUUGCGGCGUUGGAUGUGACGAUGAGGAUGGUUCAGCUGAGCUCGACUGCAUGCGCCAGGUGUCGUUUCUAGAGAUCUCAAACUUCAUAGGGCAGUAUGGCGAUCGAGUCGCCGAUGAACGUAUCGUCUUCAGCGACUACGAGGCGCGAUCCAACGAGGGCAAAAUUGCUCGCGUGCCAGCCCUCAUCUCCUUCACGGCCAACGAGUUCUCAUCGCUGGUCCCGUGGCCGAAGGACAAUCUGACCGAGGGUCCGUGGCCGGAGCUGGUCAGUGCUCUGGCAAUUGCGUCUGUGUGUGGUUUGUUCAACGCAACUAUGUACAAGAACAGAAUUGCUGCGAAACCGCCCGUUUUCCGGUUCCAAUAUGCCGGCGUGUUCCCCAAUUUGAACGUCUAUGAUUGGCUUGGCGCGUAUCACAACAGCGAGACGACAAUGAUAUUUGGGACUUAUCAUCUUCUAGACCAUAUCGCCAGUUCUACUAGCUUCCAAGUCGAGGUCAGUCAGUCCAUGCAGGACCACAUCAUGGCCUUUGUCAAGGAUCCCUAUAAUGGCCCGCAGGAUGCUUUUAACUGGCUGCCGCAUGACGCGAGUGAUCCAAAUGGCGGAGAUGUCAUUCGCAUUGGCGGGUCCAAAGGGUUAGCCGCGCAACAUAUUCAAGGUGUCGAGAUAGACGGUGUUUGUCGGGGCAUUGGAGACUAUGAUCAAUUCCCGUGA
Messenger RNA from Clonostachys solani, 1575 nucleotides. The record is from the annotation of a GenBank genome assembly. NCBI's taxonomy places the organism in Eukaryota, Fungi, Ascomycota, Sordariomycetes, Hypocreales, Bionectriaceae.